CAACUUCCCGCUUCAGUUCAAAACGUUCAGACACACUCAAACUCCAAGCCCCUCAAUCUCGAUCGACCUCGGUAAUGACCAAGAAGCUCAUCUCCGCCAUGGCCGGGAAGCAAGGUUUCAAGGAGCAGCAGUUCAAUGAUCAGAGGAGACAGCAGGCUUCGAUUCAAGGAGACGACAUCGCCAAGAGCCUGGUGGGGUUCGGCGGCGGCGGCGGCAGGCUGAUCUCCCAUGAGCAGGAGGACGCCAUCAUCGUGGCGGCGCUGCGGCACGUGGUGUCCGGGUACAGCACGCCGCCGCCGGAGGUCGUCACGGUGGCGGGCGGCGAGCCGUGCGGGGUCUGCGGCAUCGACGGAUGCCUCGGCUGCGACUUCUUCGGGGCGGCGCCGGAGCUGACGCAACAGGAAGCAGUGAACUUCGGCACAGGGCAGAUGGUAGCGACAGCUGCGGCAGCGGCGGCCGGAGGGGAGCACGGGCAGAGGACGCGGCGGCGUCGGAAGAAGAACAUGUACCGCGGCGUGCGGCAGCGGCCGUGGGGGAAGUGGGCGGCGGAGAUCCGCGACCCGCGGCGCGCGGCGCGCGUGUGGCUGGGCACGUUCGACACCGCGGAGGAGGCCGCCAGGGCCUACGACUGCGCCGCCAUCGAGUUCCGCGGCGCGCGCGCCAAGCUCAAUUUCCCGGGCCACGAGGCGUUGCUGCCGUUCCAGGGCCAUGGCCAUGGCGGCGACGCUUGCGCCACCGCGGCGGCGAACGCCGAGACGCAGACGACACCGAUGCUGAUGACGCCGUCGCCGUGCAGUGCAGACGCCGCGGCGGCGGCGCCGGGAGACUGGCAGCUGGGCGGCGGCGUGGACGGCGGAGAGGGAGACGAGGUGUGGGAAGGUCUGCUACAGGACCUGAUGAAGCAGGACGAGGCGGACCUCUGGUUCUUGCCAUUUUCCGGCGCUGCAUCUAGUUUUUGAGCUCUUGUACUGUACACACAAGCGUGCAGUGGUUACUGACAGGAUCUCAGCUAGACUGACUAGCAUUCUUUUUGUAGCAUUGAACUAAUUAAGCAUAGCUAGUUGGUUCGUUGUAGGUGGAUUAAUUUGGAAGAGGGGUGGCAUUCUUUUGUUGUGUAUUGAUUCGUGGAAAGAGAUUUUUUUCCCUCUCAAUGAAUUGACUUUGGAAACUGUGUUGAUAGACUGAA
Molecule: messenger RNA, 1186 nt
Organism: Sorghum bicolor (sorghum)
Lineage: Eukaryota; Viridiplantae; Streptophyta; Magnoliopsida; Poales; Poaceae
Product: ethylene-responsive transcription factor ERF109
Exons: 1
Coding region: 75-959 (294 amino acids)
Biological process (GO): regulation of DNA-templated transcription; ethylene-activated signaling pathway
Molecular function (GO): DNA binding; DNA-binding transcription factor activity
Source: RefSeq, a predicted model, not a curated record